This is a messenger RNA of Xyrichtys novacula (pearly razorfish), 9005 nucleotides long. Lineage: Eukaryota; Metazoa; Chordata; Actinopteri; Labriformes; Labridae. The record is from the annotation of a GenBank genome assembly.
AUGUCGGAGGUGAAUGAACUCAGUUAAUUUCAAGGGUAGCUGACUGAGAUACACUGCAUGUGACUCUGCAUGUGCUUUGCAGCGAUCCACCAAUCACCUUUGUCCUUUACUCAGUUGCCAAUCAGACUACCCUGCCAGCUGUCAAUCAAAAUCAGAGAGGAGGAAACCAUAGACUGUACAGUCUAUGGAGGAAACCCACCCCUGCACAUGUUCUGCACAUGGAGGGAGACGCGUGUCCGCUGAGAAUUACUUUCGGAACUCCACUGACUGUUAAGCCCAACAAAUAAGAACUGUAUGGGUUUUUAAAUGUAUAUUUCCGUGGACCACUCUACUAUAAGCGGUGCGCGUUUUGCAAGGUGCAUGCAAUUCUCGGAGGACAUGCGUUUCUCGGCACAACACCGCUAACAACAACAACAACAACAACGAUCGCAAAAUGAGCAACGAACAAGAGAAAACCACCGAGAGAAUGAGAACAGGGUGUUUUAUGGCGAGUCACUUAUUUUACCUGCAGGAAGCACACAGCCAAUUGAAAGUAGGCAGUUAUUGGCAAUACAAAUGAAGUGAAUAUUUCAAAAGAGUAAUGCACUGUAAAAAUAAAUAAAUAAAUAAAAAUCCCUGGAUCCAGGCCUGCAGGCAUUUCAUUCAGGUGGACCCACUGAAAAUUUAUAUGGAGACCCCUGCUCUAGACCUUCAAAAUUCACCAAGAAGUGGGCAAGGUAGGACUCGAACCUAUGACCUCAGGAGUCACAGUCUGUGUUCUUAUCCUCUGAGCCACUUAGAUACACAGGAUUAUACCAUUUGUUUCCUCUUUCAGUUUCCUGUCUAGACACUAGACUUCAAAAUUCACCUUGUCCCGAAAAAGGCUCGAACACACCACCUCAGGAGUCCCGGGCAGUCUCCUUAUCCUGUGAGCCAUGUGGACACACAAGAGAAAUGGGUUCUUUUUUCACAUAUCGCUGUCCUUUGUGGACUCGAGACUUUAAAAUUCUCCUAGAACUGGACAGGGAAAGACUUGAACCCACGAUCUCAGGAGUACCAGUCAGUCUCCUUAUCCCCUGAGCCAUGUGGACACAGAAGACCAUCAUGUUUUUUUUUAUAUAUAUCACUGUACUUUGUGGACACUAGAUUUCAAAAUUCACUUAGAACUGGGCAAGGUUGGACUCGAACCUAUGAUCUCAGGAAUCCCAGUCAGUGUUCUUAUCCUCUGAGCCACUUGGAGACACAGGAUUACACCAUUUGUUUACUCUGUCAAAUUCCUGUCUAGACACUAGACUUCAAAAUUCACCUUGUCCCGAAAAAGGCUUGAACACACCACCUCAUAGUAGGGUCUGUUAACUUGAAAAAAUGGCCAAAUUGUUAUGCGGUGGAUAAAAGCACCAAAUUUGGUACACACAUUCUUUAGGGUGUAUCUCAUCAUCUCAGAAGGGGUGCCCAAAAAUGCAUGAGUGAAAAUGGCUCAAAUGGAGGUCGUAUACCUGACCCAGUCGAUCUCUGCUGCUCUGAAACCACAUCUGAGUCCAAAAACAAAGGCAAAGAAUAACUUCAUACUGCAAAACCAAGUGUGACGCCUGUCAGGAAACCUUAUAAAUCACAGCAUGAAGAUGGCGGGGGGUUUUAGUGUCGGACAUCCUGAAUCGGCUCGUCCCCGGUCUGCCAUGAAAUUGGUUGAAUAUUCAGAGAUUUCUGAGUUUAUGUCGAAAUUAAAUCAGAUCAAAUUGCUGCAAAAGCUUUGUAGUAACAACUAAACUUUUACGACCAGCAGAACUCACUUAUUUUUCCUUAUAAGAUAAAUAAUUUGGUUGUGCUCGUUUUUGACAUGAUAUGGCCUUGUUGGAAAUCAGAUACCCCGUCAUUUCUCUGCUGAAAAGCUGCCGUUUCCAUCUUUUAAAGUGCGUCUUAAAUGCAGGUUCUUUAACAUACUGAAUAAACUCUUUUUCUUUUCCUUCCCAGCCGCCUGCGGUCUGUGAGGACAAGCAGCAGCAGCAGCAGCAGCAGGAGAGUGCCAUGGAGGAACUGAAAGGCAUCCUGGUAAAAGGAUCUAACAUCAGCUUUGAUAGAGAGGUGUGGUCUGAGGGGACGGUCUGCUUCCAGAUGAGUUUAAAACUCCAUACAGGAGCUUUAAUAAGUUAAUAUUAUUGCCUUUUAGCUCUUUAAACACCAAAACAGCGCUGUCAGGAUAUUACUGUAUCCACAGAAACCAUCUUUCCUUUACACUGGCGACAUGAAACUGCAUUCGCCACAUUUCAGAAGUAACGCGCUUCAAAAUAAAAGCUCAUAUCACAGGACAGAAUAAAAUACCAAAAUAAAAGCAUGACAAACAAAUGUUAAAUAAUGUCUUCAGUCAGAGAGCUGAUGAUGGAUCAUAAAUCUGAAUAUUUUUAGACAUAAAUAAAAACAUGCUCCACUCUCGGUUUUACUGAUGGAGAUGUUUUAUUUAUCGUCAAGUUUUCCAUGACAGGAAAAUCUGAUAUUAUGUCAGCCCUACCAGGGGUCUCACCUCCAUCGAUAAAUCCAGCUGCAGGUGCAAGAACAAGUAAAUUCAUUAGUUAAGAUAGGUCAGAUUAUCCAGGUUUACACAACCUUUAACAUGUGGAUAAUAAAUAAUCUUAAUCUUAAUCUGUGUUGGCGGACAGUCAAGUCUCUGCAGUGACGGUUGUGUUUUCCUGCAGGAGACGGUGAAGCGCAGUCCCAGCCGAGGAUCUCAGGAGUCAGGGCCGUCACCGCCCGGGAAGAAGGACAGCGAGCUGGAGGUCAUCCUGAGACGCCGGCGUAACAAGGCGGGAGAGGCUGGCUCCGGAGGUAAACACAGAGACGGAGGACGAUAAAAGCCUCAUGGUCUCAUCUUUUUUUCUUUUUGUUCUAAACUAAAUCUGGUUUUUAUCUUUACAACAACGAAAACUAAAGUGGGUUCAUGAACAUUUUUGGAGUUUUAAUGUACCUCUUAAAGUUGUAAAAAUGUGUUGUCAAAUCACUGAUUCAGUUAAAAUUAAGACAAUAUUCCUUUACAGAAACAAGACUGGCAUUUGGAGACCUUCGGAGGACUUCCUGGUGGAGUCACCAAAUGUCCCCGCCCUCAGGCUCGCGUCACGACUGACUUAAAGAAAACCCGCGGAGCGCAGCAUUUGUUUUUUAAUUGUGCGACCUUGCACAGACACAAAAUAGUAGAUACAUACAAGAACAAUUCAUCCAAUGAUUGAAUGACCGGCUGAUACAUCCACAGAUAACCCUGCAGAUGACCAGCUUCAGUCAUUUCCCCCUCCACAAAAGCAGCUUUAUGACUUUAUUUACUUUAUGACUUUAUUCUCCUAAAUUUACAACUUUAAUCUCUAAAUCUUAAAAGAAAAAAAAAACCUCAAUGUUGUCCUGAUCCUCUGCUGUAGUUUUGUCAGCUUUCUUAUUUCUAAUGUUUUUGAUAGUUGAACAGAGCGGAUCAGUUCGUCUCUAAAUCUAUAAUGUUUGGUUUACAGAUUUUGGUGAGUUCAGAGAUCAUGCUCUCAUACAGCCUGAGCUGACUGUCUGCUGGUUUUGGAUUUCUUGUAUUUUCUUUGAAGACGCGCUGCGUCUCCAAGCGAGUCCAAAACGGCAGUGCACUCAGCUAAGCGCCGUUAAGCGCGCUUAUCCUGAUGCGGUCUCUGAAAUGAGACACAGCCUCAGAAUUCUAGAGACACUAGAUUGAAUGGAAUAAUUGAAUGGAUGGAUAAUACAUGGACUCAUUGCAUUAGUGUUCCUAAAAGCCUUUUUGUUGUUUUUUUCUACAGAAAAUGCCACGUUCACCAUCUGAUGUGUGGAAGCAUUUAACACAAGCUCAUGUUGAAGGAAAAAUAUUUACAUUUAUGUUUGGAUAUGAUACAGUUUGUUUAAAUUGCCCCCAAUUUCUAGUUAAUUCCCAUGAAAAGUUUCCAAUUUGGAAUAUUUCCAAAAUUCCCAAAGCUUAACUUCUCAUGGAAAGCUUUUGGAAAUGUACCUGAAAUUUUCUGCCCUUUUGCAGCCCUACUUUCCCAAAUCCAUACGCAGUAAAGCUGAAAUGUCGGAGCUCACGAGUAAACCCUGAACGCACCGCAGCCCCCUCCCGGUCAGCGUUGGCACUGCAGCCGUGGCUCCGCGCUGGGACUGGUCCUUUCGCAGCCAUUUUCUGUCCAACCAAACAGCCGUCUGAGGAAGGGAACCAACCAGGGCUUCAUUGCAGGUUUGUGGCUGGCUCCGGCCAAUGAUUGCUAACCGAUUUCUCGUUAGCUCGAAUGGAAAUGUCCGUCUCUGUCUGAUUUUUUAUUUGUUGUCUGAGUGAAUGAGGGCUGCUCAUCAGGAAGUAUGCAGAGGGUGAAACUUUAAAACAUCGAUGUUUAACAUUUCGGCCCACCGGCCACGUCCUGAUCCGCUCCUCGGUACGACAAAGAAAGAGCAGGCCGGUGGGCUCUCUGUGGGCGCGGGUUACUCUGGAUUUACAAUGAAAAUGAGCUCAUGGGACAUUAUGUGCCUGAGUAGUUUAACUCCAGAAGGUAAAAACGCCUCUGUUUAUCCUCCUCAAAUCAUUAGUUUGGUGUUUUCAGGCGAACUAACGUCAGCCGGAGAAAAGGCGCCUCAGAUCGGCUCUUAGCUUCUGCUAGCUCGGUACACAUCAGUGUGUUCAGCUUAUGGAGGGAGAGACUGACCUCUCCGUGGGUUCACAUCUGUGAAAUCAGUAUAUCAUCCACGCCAGCAUUAUGUAUCCACCUAUUAAACUGUUAUGAAUGCCCACGAGUGGAUUUACAGACACGUUUCACCGUAAAAUGCGUGUAUUUCGAAGGAGAUAGGGGUCAUAACGAUAAUACAGCUGUCUUUGUUCACAUAUUAUAAUCGAAUUAAAUAGUAACACGACCUGUCACAGCCAGUGGGUUAAUGUUAAGAUGAAAAACGUGAAGCCUGAGUGUACUUUUGAGAGAAUAACGUGAACAAACCCGCCAAACCGGAGCACGGAGAGGUAAUGAGGUCAGCUGUGGUUGCCAGGUGGCGAAAAACAAAGUAAAACACAGUCUGUAUCGGUCCUGUCAAAACACUCUCUGUUUACGAUACAGCAUUAAUGCACGAUACGAUAAUUUCCCGAUAUUCGAUAUUUCAUUUUUUUGCAGAUACUAUUCAUCAUCAAAUACUGUAUUUUCGUUUUACUCUUUUUUUAACAUGAAAGGAACAAUAGAGAAGAGUAAUACAGUAGGAGAGUAACAGUAACAGUACAACCAUAACACCGUGUAGACACCCCCUCCAGGGAUGAAUGUUGCUGACCGCUUGGUUCUGUAGUUUUACUAACUUUAGUAUCGACCGCAGGAUAGCAAUACAGAGAGCCACGCGCUCAACCAAAACACCACUCUGUAACCACAAAUAAUGCUCAGAACAGCACCUAACUUCAUCAACAGGACAUAAAGGGUCACAGACAUAGUACUAGACACCAAACAUCUUUUUAAAUUUGACUCAUUUCCUUAGCAGAGAGACUAAACACAACUCACCUACUCUCUUCCAGCAGCAGCUUGUUUGUAGCGAGACCUCAGGCCAGUCCAUUACGGACUACAGCGGGGUGCCGCACUCAAGGAAGAACAUUUAUGAUCAUUUCUUCAUGGAAAUACAAUCAGACCGAGACGCUAAGACAGUCUGCAGGGAAAAAUGAUUAAUAUGAUGAUUAUUACUUCAAAGAAAUGAUCAUAAAUGUUCUUCCUUGAGCUGUGUCACCCCGCUGUAGUCUGUAAUGGACGUGCAUCCUGAAUCAUUCAAAGAGGAGUAUCAGCUCCAUGGAUGUAAAAUGAUUCUGCUGUUUAUAUUGAACUCUGACAUAAAAGUGAUGUAAACAGAGGGCCUUAAAUGCACCAUCAGGAGACCAUUAUAUAAGCAGUGCAUGUAUUACCUCAUAUUAUUACAUUUCUGUACCCAUAUUAUUCUGAUCACGACGUGCAUUAUGAAUCAUUUAAAGAGGAAUAUCAGCUCCAUGUAUGUUCUGUUUGUUAAAUUUUUAGUCCUAAAGUUGAUAUGAUUAUUAUUUCCUUGGUUUUAGUGGUUUUAAAAAUCUAAACAAACAUUUACUUUAGUCUGAAGAAAUCUGGAUCACAAGUGGAUCAAAUAACUUCUUUAGUACUUUGUGAACUAACGUCAAACAAGUCAUCCUGGUUAGUGAAGCAGUUUUUAAUCUAACUCUGGACUCCGAAUGCUGAAGCUCCAAAGUGAUGAUUGAUGAGAUGAUUGAUGAGAUAUUUGUGCGUGUUUGUGUCACAGAUGGACGGAGACAGCUCAACCACCGAUGCUUCCCAGCUCGGCAUCACUGGAGAGUACAUGGCCUCUGGUCACUACGUUCUCCAGUCUCAAGAUGGUGAGGAGCGGCCGCACUCACGAUCUCCACGUCAGCCGUCUGAGCGGCGUUAAGCUAAUUAGUGUGUGUGUGUGUUUGUAGAUGAUGCGGAUGAGAGUCUGAACGACCACGACGACGGCAGCGUGAAGGAGAACUUCAGGGAGCAGGACAUCUACCUUCCUAUCGCCAACGUGGCUCGCAUCAUGAAGAACGCCGUUCCUCAGACUGGAAAGGUUAGACGGCGAGGAGGAGCGGGGGGUGUUUCAUUUGUAUAUUCAGUAUCUUCUCUCGUCUCCUGAUGAAGUCGCUGCAUCAGAUUCAUCAUUUUAGCCAAUUAAGUCCCAGAGUCAGACGGGCAGACUCAUGGACGGAGGCAGCAGAGGUUACCAGCUCCAAAAUUUCUGCCCGCAGGGAUUUUGUUUCAGCCUUUUGCGGCCUGUUGCGUCAGCCGCAGCUGCUGGCUGAUGAAACCAAAACGCAGAACUUUUUUCACCUAAAACUCGAUUAAACGUGUAAAAAGACUCAAAAACAAAGGGUCAAAGGUUAAAAAGUAUCAGAGCUCCACUCGUCAACGUCAGGCCGAGUCGUUCCUCAACAUGAAUGAACUGAAUGUUUCCUGUUUCUUAGAUCGCUAAAGACGCCAAGGAGUGUGUGCAGGAGUGUGUGAGCGAGUUCAUCAGCUUCAUCACGUCGGAGGCGAGCGAGCGCUGCCACCAGGAAAAGAGGAAGACCAUCAACGGGGAGGACAUCCUGUUCGCCAUGUCCACGCUGGGCUUCGACAUGUACGUGGAGCCGCUGAAGCUCUACCUGCAGAAGUUCAGAGAGGUGAGACACGAGCUGGCGUCCGACGGCGUGCUCUUCUCACUGAGUUCUACGAGUUUAAAAAUGAUCUGUUUUUAUUUUCAGGCCAUGAAGGGAGAGAAAGGGAUCCCGGGGGUGUCGGUGGGAGAAGGCCUGGGAGAGGACCUCACAGACGACAGCUUCAGUACGUAGAAAUCAGACACGUCACAGGACUCCACAGUAAAAUGUAUUCAGGGUCAUGUGUGCAUCAAAAAAUCAGCCGAGGCAACAAAUGUUUUUUUUCCUGUAAACACUGCAGUGAAGUUAGUUUUAGGUUGUGUUCGAGCCGUUUGUGCACGACUGAUAAUUUGACAGAUAAUUAAUAAUUUUUGAUAUUUAUCCUGAUCAGAAUCCGGAGAGACUGAACAGUUUUAUAGUUUGACUUUAAAGUUGUAAUUGAAGCCGAUUACUAAUGCCGCUCUCCUAUUGGAGGAGACCUGUGUGUUUUUUUAUUGGGUAAUUCGUUCAGCUGUGGGUCUCUGAGAGCACAACAGUUUUUGACCGUGUUUACAUCGGGUCUCGAUUUCGUCAUUAUUUGUAAAAAGUAUCGUCUUGUCAUGCGAAGUAAACCUCCAAGUUAAUUCAAGGAAGGAAAGAUCGACGACUUUGGUGUUUUAUUAUGGAAAUACGCGUCGACGACAUGCUCUGAUUCGUCACCUCAGAGUAGGCCUGGGCAAUUUGGCAAAAAAAAAAAUAUUUCGUCGUAUCGUCCGAUCUCGAUUAUUAUCACGAUUUUUUUAGCUGCCUGUUUAAAGCAUCUGUACUAAAAACUAAAGAAACUAGCGAUUAUUUCAACAUUUUAUUAACAUACAAAGUAAAUAACAAAACAGAUUAAAUAAGAUAAACUUUAAAAAUAACAAAAACAAAGCUAAAAGCUAGUUGCGGCUAAACUGCUAAUGCUACUCGUGCCGUCAGCAGUGACAGGCUGUACAGACUCCGCCCACAUUUUCAUGUUUUCCUCAUAAUCACUCCGGAAGAACUUCUUUCAAUGAUUAAACAGAUCUGUGGUGUUGCCGGUUUUUGAGGGGACCGAUCGUCGACAUACCUUACACAUCGGCUUCAUUACUCGACGUCACUUUAAAGAUACCCGAACCAUCGCCACACAACCAACUGUGAAUAACUUCUCAACAAUAAGAUCUUUGGAGGAUGACUCAAAGUCACGGCUGACAUCUAUUUUUCUGCCCUCAGCUCUGUGUUUCGCUGCACGUUCGGUCGUUCUGUUGACUUCUCCAGUAACUUACAGAAGUAAGCAGGAAAAGCUCGACUUUGAUGUUUGAUCAAGUAAAUAUGCUCACAGCCGAUCACCAUGAUCGAACUGAAAGCUAUCACCAUCAUGUUAUCGCCCAGUCCUUCCUCAGAGGGUCUUCAAUCAUUAGACGGAGCUGCGAUCACAGGUUGGAUAUUUAACGGACAUUCCUGCGGUGUCUUCUCACUCUCCAUAAUCGGGAAUAACAACAGCAGCGCGGUUAAAUCUACUCGGCAUCCUCGCUGUCAACGUCGGUGUAGAAUAAGGGACCGUCAAUAAAUUACCGGUUGAUGUUCUUUGUGCGCUCCUUUUGUGAAAAAAGUCCUUAUCAAGGCCUGCGUCUGAUGUUCACCCUUCAAGCUCAUUAAAAUUCUGACUUCUCUCCUCAUCAGCGAACCCUCUACCAGCCGGGAUCAUCACUGCAGACGGUCAGCAGCAGAACGUCAUGGUGUACACGACCUCAUACCAACAGGUAACCCACACGGUCGCCGUGACGAUCAUUUCAAACCUCACAAAUCAAUAUUCUGCCGCGUUAUCAAUCUCAUUUUCGUCUCAAUCUCUUCAUUUGUCGUCACGCAGAUUCCCACCGUACAGCAGAUCCAGUUCUCAUGA